ACUUUUGUUUUUUAGUGCUGAAGAACAGAAUUUAACGUGUGAACGCAACUGAUAGAAAUCUAGCAGCAUUAGAGAUUUAGAUCUACAUUUAUAGAAUCUAGAUCAAGAUAUUGGGUUACGAUAAAAUGGCAGACAAAAUUAAAACAGCGUUUGGUCUUACCGUUUUAAAAAAAUCUGGAGAAUCAAAAACAAAACGUGUGCAUUCAAGUUUUAAUGUGUUUGGUGGUGAAAAUGAUGAGGAAGCCAAUGGUAAACAGACCUCAUGCCAAAAACUUUCCAUUGCAGUCAAAAGAAAGGCUCAGAUGGACAUUGAUAAGGCAUUGAAGGAAGACCCCACAGUGUAUGAAUACGAUUCAAUCCAUGAUGACUUACAGGCUACCCAAUCACAAGUUGGAGCGAAAGAGAAAAGUUCUGAAAAAAAGCCCAGGUAUAUAACUGCAUUUAUUAAAGCUGCUGAAGCUAAGAAGAAAGAAAAUGAAAGACGAAAAGAAAGACGGGUUCAGAAGGAACGGGAGGAAGAAGGAGAAAAAUUUAGAGAAAAAGAAAAGUUUGUCACUGCAUCUUAUAAGAAAAAAAUGCUUCAAAUGGCCGAGGAUGAAGAAAGAGAGAAACGGGAAGUGGCUAUGGAAAACAUGCUUGACGUGACGAAGCAAAAAGAUUUGAGCGGAUUUUAUAGAUAUUUACUAAGGGCCAAAACUGGAAAUCAAGUGGUGGAAGAAACUAAAAAAAAAGUUAAUUAAAGCAAGAACCCAGUCAUAUCUGUGCCACAAAGACAAAGGUGUACUUCCAGCCACCAGCCUCCACUGAGAUAUUAUCUCCCUCUAGUCUGACAGUGAAGCUUAGACACUCAGCCACAUCAACCUAUAAGAAAAGUAGCUCAGGGCUGAAAAAUGUUCUUUAUUUUCCAAGUUUUUUUUAAAGUCUAUUUUUAAAGUUUAUUUUUAAAUGUCAAACAGUCUCAAAAAGAUGAAUGAGAAAUGAAUCAAUUGUAAUACUUUUAGUUAUUAAGUCCAAAUUUGACAAUGAGAAAUUUUCAGAUGAGAGACUAAGUUCUCUUCAAAUACAAUUCUUGUAGAAAAUGUUCAGGUUAGUUCUUGUGAUAAGCUCACUACUCAUCUGUGCAGUUCAUUCAAGAUGUCCUCUAAGUUGACCUAAUACUUAUAUGAGAGUAGAGUAUCAUUGAGCUUCUGUAUUGAAUUCGCUGUGUUAGUAGAAAGACUUUUCAUGUGUGACCCAGUUGCUUGUGUAAAGGUCACAGUACAAUUUAGGUCAUCCAACGAGAAACUUGCAUAUUUUCUUGGGUCUUUUUAAUAAUCACCAUAGAGUUUAUCGGCCAUGUAAGAAUUUAAUCAAUCCUUCAAUGGGGUGUAAUUAUUUGGGGUUGUCACAUGAUUUGCAGAUUACAACCGAAAUUUCCGGCUCCAUCAUAGUAUUUCAGUUCCAUCAAAGUAUUUCAGUUCCAUCAUAGUAUUUCAGUUCCAUCAUAGUAUUUCCGUUCCAUCAAAGUAUUUCAGUUCCAUCAAAGUAUUUCAGUUCCAUCAUAGUAUUUCAAUUCCAUCAUAGUAUUUCAGUUCCAUCAUAGUAUUUCAGCUCCAUCAUAGUAUUUCAGCUCCAUCAUAGUAUUUCAGUUCCAUCAAAGUAUUUCAGUUCCAUCAAAGUAUUUCAGUUCCAUCAUAGUAUUUCAGUUCCAUCAUAGUAUUUCAAUUCCAUCAUAGUAUUUCAGUUCCAUCAUAGUAUUUCAGCUCCAUCAAAGUAUUUCAGUUCCAUCAUAGUAUUUCAGUUCCAUCAUAGUAUUUCAGCUCCAUCAUAGUAUUUCAGUUCCAUCAUAGUAUUUCAGUUCCAUCAUAGUAUUUCAGUUCCAUCAUAGUAUUUCAAUUCCAUCAUAGUAUUUCAGUUCCAUCAUAGUAUUUCAGCUCCAUCAUAGUAUUUCAGCUCCAUCAUAGUAUUUCAGUUCCAUCAAAGUAUUUCAGUUCCAUCAUAGUAUUUCAGUUCCAUCAUAGAAUUUCAAUUCCAUCAUAGUAUUUCAGCUCCAUCAUAGUAUUUCAGCUCCAUCAUAGUAUUUCAGUUCCAUCAUAGUAUUUCAGUUCCAUCAUAGUAUUUCAGCUCCAUCAUAGUAUUUCAGCUCCAUCAUAGUAUUUCAGCUCCAUCAUAGUAUUUCAGCUCCAUCAUAGUAUUUCAGUUCCAUCAUAGUAUUUCAGCUCCAUCAUAGUAUUUCAGUUCCAUCAUAGUAUUUCAGCUCCAUCAUAGUAUUUCAGUUCCAUCAUAGUAUUUCAGUUCCAUCAUAGUAUUUCAGUUCCAUCAUAGUAUUUCAGUUCCAUCAUAGUAUUUCAGUUCCAUCAUAGUAUUUCAGCUCCAUCAUAGUAUUUCAGUUCCAUCAUAGUAUUUCAGUUCCAUCAUAGUAUUUCAGCUCCAUCAUAGUAUUUCAAUUCCAUCAUAGUAUUUCAGUUCCAUCAUAGUAUUUCAGUUCCAUCAUAGUAUUUCAGUUCCAUCAUAGUAUUUCAGUUGUGAUGUCCCAUGGCUAGUUCAACACCCUCCGAUUGAAUGUCAACUGGCUUAACUUGUUUGUAUUAUAAUGUCGUGAAGACUUAGCUGUGAUCUCUUAGUACUCAGUACAGCUCUCGGUACAUUAUGUUGUGAGCUGACUGACCAAAGUGACCAAUGACAGGUAAAAAUAGAUACAGCGACACCUGUCCAGACGAGGCCCCAAAAUGUCAGGUUUCUUUCUACUUAUCUCAAGGGGAUCACUCAAGCUGUAGCUACCUGUAUCAUUCAUGCUAGAUUGUAUCCUCUAUGCUGGGCACCAUGAUGUGAUGUCCUUUUGCUUGUUAUAAUAAUGCAGUGUCUUUACUGGUUGACUGUAGCAUCUUUCGUCUGUGUAGAUAAUUAUUCAUUUGCAGGUGCGUAGAGUGGAGCUUAAACUGUGAUCGACUUACAUAUAUUAUAAGUUGUUUACGACACACCAGCAAAGCCCGAUAUGAGCUGACAUGUAGUUUAAUGAACAUAAGAAAUCAAAAGUAAUAUUAUUCAGCCAUAUGCCGCUGGCCAUACAAAUAAUUCUCACAGAAUAUAACCAUGUAUGAACCCAUCACUAUGAUAUGUUCAGUCUCAAAAUACAAUUCUUUACGCCCUGUACUUAGCUGCAAAAGUAACUUGAGUAAAUAACCGAAUAGCCUCUGUUGUAUGUGUCCACUCUCAGGAACAAGUGUUCAACCUUCCUGAACUGCAAACAUAGACCCCCCACUAGCAAACUCUUUCUUUUCUUGCAUACAAGAAUGACUAAAAAAAAUCAGUUCACAUCAUGUGCAGACUUCGCAUUCCUAACCUGGGAGUGCAUGUAUACAAAGGGUUAUAUCUCUUUCGUUCCAAAGCUACAAGAAAUAAACUUUAACGUUUAAUCUCUCCAUGCAUCCCCCUGACACCAUGUAGAUCCAAGUGCUGAAACAAAGUGAGUUGGAUAAAUGAAAUCUAUUUGAAAUGACGUUGUGAGCCAUGACGCUUUUCUAGCCUACAUGUUAACAAAUUAUGUAUAUUGUGUGAAGACAUGACUAAAUGCAAGCUUCUUUAUUUCAAAUCAAUUCAAAUGUAAUUUGUUUUUGGUAUUUAAUACAAGAUGGUCUCCCUUUGAAUGGUAUGUUGUCUUUCAUUGACCAUCUUUGUCUUUCUCAGGACUUUGUUUCAUACUUUCAUGAUGUUUUUAAUUUAACAUUGGUAUAUCAUUAUGUGACUGUAUAUGAGAUUUACAUAUGAUUCGCACAUAUCAGUACUUUUUGUUAUUACUAUGUAUUUUAAUGUUUUUAUGAAAAUGUGAAUAUUAUGUAGUUUAAAUAUUUAUUUAUAUAAUAAUUAUAGAUUUUGCAAAUUAAUCAUCUUUGAAUGUGUUUUUUUUUUUAACUGUAAAUAAAUGCAUUUGCAUGUGAGCCCAGGCUGUCAAAACCUUGAAUGCUAUUCCACUGUAUGAAGACAAUGCUUAUAUGUAAAUAAAAUUCUUAACUAGUUAGGCUUAA
Molecule: messenger RNA, 4004 nt
Organism: Biomphalaria glabrata
Lineage: Eukaryota; Metazoa; Mollusca; Gastropoda; Planorbidae
Product: nuclear speckle splicing regulatory protein 1-like
Exons: 8
Coding region: 126-740 (204 amino acids)
Biological process (GO): regulation of alternative mRNA splicing, via spliceosome
Source: RefSeq, a predicted model, not a curated record